AUGUCUCUGAAGUGUCAAAAGGAAGUGACCUCCUCGAUCUUCCUAAGAUUGGCUAAGGUUUCCAACGUGUGUAGACCACGUGGGGCCCUCAGGUCUAUUAACAGUAAAAGCAAUUAUAUUUAUGGUUAUUGUAUGGACAAAGUUACAGAAGACUCCAACGUUGCUAGUGACUCAGCAAGAUCAUAUUGUAUACAACAAAAAUUAUUGAAGUGCCAGCUGAGCACAAGCUAUCAGCAGCCUAAUAAUUUGUACUCACCAUUUUACGUUAGGUCUUUAGCUAAUGUAAUGGAGGUGCUGAGUUUUGCAACAAAUAACGUAACUGCACAUAAGGAUAGUAACUAUCAUACAAAUGCCCAAAGUGUCAAUUCAAUAUUUAAGCCUCCGAAAGAAAUGAAACACUGCGUAUGCCUAAAAGCUGUUGUGGAAUAUAAAGAGACUGCAUAUGGCAGCCGGGAUUAUUCUUUCAGCGGACCAACUAUAGCAACGAGAGCAGUUCUUCAAGGGACAGCAGAAUUACCAUGUGACAUCCGUCCGCCACGAGAAAAUGACUCUGCAAUUCUAGUUGUUUGGUACAAAAGCGAUAUUACACCUAUUUAUAGUUACGAUAUGAGAGGGAAACAUGCAGAAAAGGCUUCUCACUGGAAUGACAAAGACCAUCUAAACGACCGUGCAUUCUUCAGAACAGUCAAGGAGCCUGCAACUUUAAACAUCAAUCAUAUCGAAGAAAGAGACGAAGGUGAAUACAGAUGUAGAGUUGACUUCGCUAAAAGUCCUACCAGAAAUGCAAGAAUUCAUCUGACAGUUAUAGUGCCGCCAAAUAAACCAAGUAUCAUUGAUGAACAAGGAACAUCUGUGCCAACUGUAGCAGGUCCUUACGAAGAAGGUGGCGAAAUAAAAUUGAAAUGUCGUGUUUCUGGAGGUCAACCGGAACCAAAAUUAAGAUGGUGGCGCGGAGAAAUGCUUCUUGCUUCACAAGAUGAACCAGGAGAACUUCCGUCUGUAUAUACAAACACUCUAAUAGUGAGAGAACUUUCAAGAGCUGACCUUCAUGCGGUAUUUACAUGUCAAGCAUCCAACAACAAUAUUAGCCAACCUGUUUCAACAUCGGUUGCAAUAGAAUUGCAUUUGAAACCAUUGUCUGUAACAAUACUAAGCAGCGAACACUCACCUCUUAGUGCUGGUCGAAAAUAUGAUAUUAAUUGUAUGACUGUUGGAUCAAGACCUCCAGCAAAAUUGUCUUGGUACAUGGAUGGAAGGAAACUGACAAAUUACACGGAAAAGGUGUCUCAAGAUGGUAAUAUGACGAGUUCCAUACUAAUACUGAAACCAACUUUACUAGAUCAUGAUAAAGUUGUUACUUGUCGUGCAGAGAAUUCUAAAGUUCAAAGUGGUACUGUGGAAGAUACAUGGAAGUUAAACGUAUUUUUUGUUCCAAUUUUACGCCUAGAAUUAGGAUCGAACAUGAAUCCGGACGACAUAGAGGAAGGUGAUGAUGUAUAUUUUGAGUGCAAAGUUCAUGCUAACCCUGGUGCUUACAAAGUUGUAUGGAAGCAUAAUGGAAAUAUUAUACAGAAUGAUGCAAAGAAUGGUGUAAUAGUGCAACAAUAUGACUUAGCUUUGAGAGAAGUUACUCGUUCUCAAGCUGGAAAUUAUACUUGUAUUGCGAGCAACGUUGAAGGAGAUGGCAACAGUAAUACUGUCGAACUUAAAAUUAUGUAUAAGCCUAUUUGUAUACCAGAUCAGAAGCGGAUUUAUGGUGUAGCACGGCACGAGGAUGUUCGAGUAAUUUGCAGCGUUGAGGCAUAUCCACAUCCAGAUGGCUUUCGUUGGACAUUUAACAACACUGAAGAAUCAGUUGAUGUACCUCAGGCUCGAUACAGAAACUCUACACGACAUAGUCAGAGCAUUCUAAUUUACCGGCCAAUCACAGAAAUGGACUAUGGUACAGUGUCCUGUUUGGCAAGUAAUACCGCUGGCAAACAAAAGAAUGCCUGCAUAUUCCAUAUCAUCCCUGCUGGAAAGCCCGAGUCUCUAUACAAUUGCACACUGUCCAAUCAAACAACCGAUUCACUGUCAGUUGAGUGCUGUAUUGGCUUUGAUGGUGGUCAGCCACAGCACUUCCUUCUUGAAGUGUUUGAUCAACAUACUGGAAUAUUACAAGCAAAUAUUACAUCCAAGGAGAACGCUGCUUUCACUGUAUAUGGUUUAGAAUCUGGCAAGGUCCUCAAAAUAGUUUUGUAUGCCGUUAAUGCAAAAGGAAGGAGUCAGCCGACUCUGUUGGAAGGAUUUACGUUGAAGAUUGCCGAGAAGCAGACUGGAGUACCAAUACCUUUCGAAAUUACUCCAUUGUUAGGAGGAUUGAUCGGAGUGGUGACAGCAUUGCUUUUUGUUACUAUUGCUAUUCUAGUAGCCAUGAAAAUUCGAAAUGAAAGAAGAGCUCAGAGAACAAGUGAUCAGCCACUAAAGAAGAGCACUGCGCCAAGCUCUGAAGACCUGUAUGAUACUGAUGAUAGAAAUCCGGACGUUGUGCCAAUAAAUAAAGGUUCGGAUUAUCAAUUGACGGGAUCCAUAUCUGGCACUCCGUUGGGUGCACAGAAUACACCAGAUGGACUUUCCUCAACUUCACUUUCUGUACAGCAAGUGACACACCUACCAGGAUUAUCAUCAUAUGCACACGAAUACAAUAAUUAUCCAUCAAUACCGAUAUCAAAUGAGGUAGCAUACGCCGAGCUAUGUUUAACACGCCCAACAGCGUUGUCAACAUUAGUAACCGAUGCGAAAUUGACAAGUAUCAGUGGAAUUGGAAGUUUCAGUGCACUUGAUGGUUAUGGUAGUGGGAUGAUUGUAGGUGCUCAACCAUGCACAAGAGAAGCUACAAUCUAUGCUUGCAUAGACCACAAUGCCAAGCCAUUAAAAGUGGAUGCUUCAACCACUUCACCUUUCACAUUAGCAUCAUUAUCAACAAGAAGUACAUUUCAGGACUGUAAUGUUUCAACAAUGAGUGGAAAACAUUCGACAAGGGAAGUAGUUACUGUGCGUACGCCAUUAAUAUCAACCCAGGAAAGUUGUGUAUAG
Messenger RNA from Eufriesea mexicana, 3075 nucleotides. RefSeq lists its product as uncharacterized. The record is from RefSeq and is a predicted model, not a curated record. Lineage: Eukaryota; Metazoa; Arthropoda; Insecta; Hymenoptera; Apidae. Gene Ontology annotation, molecular function: protein binding. The transcript is spliced from 17 exons. The coding region runs from base 1 to 3075 and encodes 1024 amino acids.